Messenger RNA from Komagataella phaffii GS115, 909 nucleotides. RefSeq names its product Ornithine transporter of the mitochondrial inner membrane, exports ornithine from mitochondria as pa. Lineage: Eukaryota; Fungi; Ascomycota; Pichiomycetes; Pichiales; Pichiaceae. The coding region runs from base 1 to 909 and encodes 302 amino acids. The transcript has a single exon. Gene Ontology annotation, molecular function: L-ornithine transmembrane transporter activity. Gene Ontology annotation, biological process: mitochondrial L-ornithine transmembrane transport. The record is from RefSeq and is a predicted model, not a curated record.
AUGAAGAAUGAAUCUGAUACCAGUAGCUAUAUAAAGUCUAACACUCAAAAAAAGAUUGACGAGCUGGUCUUUGGUUCUGUGGCUGGAGCUUUAGGAAAGGUAGUUGAGUAUCCUUUGGAUACAAUCAAAGUUCGAUUACAGUACUCCAGUGGGAAGACUCCAGAGCAUCCUUCGACAUGGAAGGUCAUCACACAAACUUACAAGCAUGAAGGUUUUUUUAACGGAUUUUACAAAGGCCUGAGUUCACCUCUAAUGGGAGCUGCCGCUGAAUGUUCUUCUCUGUUCUUCAGUUAUGAGCUGGCUCAAGACUGGGUGAAAUCCUACAAACCUGAAAUUACAUUACUCGAUAAGAUCUAUUGUGGUGCAUUUUCGGGUGUGGUAACUUCGUUCAUUCUCACCCCAAUCGAACUUGUCAAAUGUAAGAUGCAAGUGAUUAAUCUUCAGAUGAAAUCUGAAAAACCUCCUGGAAUAGCCCGAUUGGUCUCUGAUAUUUACAAGAGCCAAGGGUUGAAAGGCUUGUGGAAAGGACAACUAAGCACAAUGAUAAGAGAAACAGGUGGAACAGCUCUAUGGUUCGGAGCUUACGAAUACGUCCUCAUUCUCUUUAAUGGGGGAAUCUCCAAAGAUGCCAAAUCUAACGGAACUUCCUUACAAUACAUCAUUGCUGGUGGUGUUGCUGGAGCCGUCUACAAUGCAUCAUUUUAUCCAGUGGACACUAUCAAGUCCAUGAUCCAAACUGAGCAGAGCCAUCAUCAACAAGUGAAGACGGCAGACAUCAUACUUCGUUUGUGGCGAUCCAGAGGCUUUAGGGGCUUUUAUUCUGGAUUGGGAAUCACAUUGUUGAAGAGUGUUCCUGCCAACGGUAUAGUCUUCUUCACACACCAGACAUUGAAAAACAACUUUUCAUAG